Archocentrus centrarchus (flier cichlid) is the source of this 2210-nucleotide messenger RNA. RefSeq names its product gastrula zinc finger protein XlCGF57.1-like. The transcript has 3 exons. The record is from RefSeq and is a predicted model, not a curated record. Gene Ontology annotation, biological process: regulation of transcription by RNA polymerase II. Lineage: Eukaryota; Metazoa; Chordata; Actinopteri; Cichliformes; Cichlidae. Gene Ontology annotation, molecular function: DNA-binding transcription factor activity, RNA polymerase II-specific; RNA polymerase II cis-regulatory region sequence-specific DNA binding. Bases 461 to 1912 code for a protein of 483 amino acids.
GUGUGAUAUUUUUUCAGUCACACGAGAGAUGUGUGUGUGUGUUUCUUUUAAAACAACCUUGCUGUACCUCCCAGCCUCAGAUACCGAUGAAUCAUCUCAUUUUUUUUGUCAAGGUUGCUAGGCAACAGGAACAGUGCGACGAGAGAGUCUCAUCUAAAGCCGCUCUGCUCGGCUCGGCUCGGCCCGGCUCGGCCGUCACGGCCUACAAAGGAUGCGUCUCCUGAAGUGGGACACAGCUUUGUGCUGUUCAAGGGCUCCUGUGGAUGUCAUCUUCAUGUGUGAUGUACAGUUAGCUGGGAGAAGCUGUUCUGACGGUGUGUUAGAGAAAUAUUUCAGUUGUUUGAGCAGCAUCGUCUUCAGUUCAGUAUCUGAGAGGUUAAAAAAAGACCAACCAUCAGCGCAGACUGCUGGAUAUCAAACAGAAACCCGAGAUAAAAAUUACACAUAACAGGUAAUAGGUAUGACCUCCCAGAGCAAUAUGAAGUGCGAGGAAGAGGAGGGUCUGGAUGACCAGCAGGUCUGUAACCAGGAGAGGAACUCCAGUCUGGACCAGGUGGACCCAGAGCCUCCACAGAUUAAAGAGGAAGAGGAGGAACUCUGCACCAGUCAGGAGGGAGAGCAGCAUGUAGUGAAGCAGGAGGCUGAAGGCAUCAUCGUGUGGACGGAGGAAGAGCGGCUCAGACUUUGUGAUAUCAUAUGGAAACCUGAAAUAAGCCCACGCAGCACAGAUCUCCCACAACAACAUGUCUGUAAGGAGGAAGAGGUUCUCGCAGACCAGCAGGUCUGUAACCAGGAGAGGACCUCCAAUCUGAACCAGGAGGAUCUAGAGCCUUUACAGAUUAAAGAGGAACCGGAGGAACUCUGCACCAGUCAGGAGGGAGAGCAGUUUGUACUGAAGCAGGAGACUGAUACCUUUAUCGUAACUCUUGGUUAUAAGGAAAGUGACCACAGUGAAUCAGAACCAAAUAGUGACCAGCUCUUUUCUCACAACUCUCCUGAACCAGAGAGUCAAGAUCAGGAAAAAAGCGAGUAUGUGGACUCCGGAUCAGCUACAUAUGCAGAGCCAAGAAAGAGGAGACUUGACACAAAUAAAAGUCAUAGAAACACAGAAAAUUCUCCCCUGUCAGAGAGUCAGUGUAAAACUGACUUAAGUAAAAAAUCUGCAAAAUGUGACAUUUGUGGAAAAACUUUUCAUGAUAAAUCCAACCUAACAAGACAUCUGAGAUCACACACAGGUGAGAAACCUUAUUCUUGUACCACCUGUGGGAAAGGAUUCAGUAGGAAAUCAGGUUUGGAAACUCAUGUAAGAAUCCACACAGAUGAGAAGCCAUAUUGUUGCAGCACUUGUGGAAAAAGAUGUAGUCAGAUGAUACACUUGAAAAAUCACAUUAGAAUCCACACUGGUGAGAAACCAUAUUCAUGUAGUACCUGUGGGAAAAGUUUCAGUCAGCUAAUCAAUCUCAAAACACACAUGAGAAUUCACACAGGUGAAAAGCCUUAUUCUUGUAGCAUCUGUGGGAAAGAAUUUUGUGCAUUGUCAGCAUUCAACAGACACAUGAGAAUUCACACAGAUGAGAAGCCACAUUGUUGUACCACCUGUGGGAAAAGAUUUAGAGACCAGUCGACAUUCAAAAAACACAUGCCAAUUCACACAGGUGAGAAACCUUAUUCUUGUGGCACCUGUGGGAAAAGGUUCAGUCAGAAACCAACGCUGGAAAGACAUCAGAGAAGCCACACAGGCGAGAAGCUACAUUCUUGUAGCAUCUGUGGAAAAGGAUUCAGUCAGAUGAUAAACUUGAAAAUUCAUAUGAGAAUUCAUACAGGUGAGAAGCCUCAUUCUUGUAGCACCUGUGGCAAAAGAUUUAUUCAGAUGAUACACUUGAAAAGACACAUGAGAUUUCACACAGGUUGAAAUUUUCUCAUAAAAUGUGGAAGUGUUAUGAGAUGUAGAAGUGUGAUGUUGCCAGAGCCUACUGUUCAGAAAGAACAGUAAAGAAAUCUCAGGAUUUUUCAUUCCACUUACUGGCUUAUUCUUUAAAUGUACGGGAUAACCUGAUAACAUUUGUUUGAGAUGAUUGGGGUUCCAUCAAGACAGAUAUCUGCUGUAAAAAUCUGCCAAAUCAAACUUGUGAAGCUCCACGCUGUGGUGACCCCUUGUAAAUAAGGGAGGAGCUGAAACUAGGUUUUGAGAUGAUCAUAUGAGAAAUUUA